AACCCUUUUAGAAGUCUCUAGAACUUGACUCCUCUAUCACUUCGCUUCAUAAAGAUCGUCCUCUUGACUCCCGCUCUUGUUCUCUAUCUACAUUCGUCCUAAUUUCUGACCAGUAAAGCAUUCUUUCUCUCCUUAUCAUCGUUCGCCUUAAUCGUGAUCGGAAACAAUGGAUGAAGAUUUUGAUAUCCCACCAAUGGACGAGAUGAUGAACGAGGACUUGGCUCUCCCUGAGGAGAGCACCAUCCUGAAGGUUGGGGAGGAGAAAGAGAUCGGAAAGCAAGGCUUGAAGAAGAAGCUCAUCAAGGAAGGUGAAGGUUGGGACACCCCUGAGAAUGGCGACGAAGUUGAAGUUCAUUAUACGGGGACGCUGCUGGAUGGGACGAAGUUCGAUUCGAGUCGUGAUAGAGGGACGCCGUUCAAGUUCACGCUUGGUCAAGGGCAAGUUAUCAAGGGGUGGGACCAAGGUAUUAAGACAAUGAAGAAGGGAGAAAAUGCUAUUUUUACCAUUCCUCCUGAGCUGGCUUAUGGUGUGUCUGGUUCAUCUCCAACCAUUCCCCCUAAUGCAACACUUCAGUUCGAUGUUGAGUUGCUAUCUUGGACCAGCGUGAAGGAUAUAUGCAGAGAUGGUGGAAUAUUUAAAAAGAUCCUCAUUGAAGGAGAGAAAUGGGAGAAUCCGAAAGAUCUUGACGAAGUACUUGUUAAAUACGAAGCUCAGCUUGAGGAUGGGACCUUGGUUGCAAAGGCUGAUGGUGUUGAGUUCACUGUUAAGGAGGGUCAUUUCUGUCCUGCUCUGGAAAAAGCUGUUAAGACAAUGAAGAAGGGUGAGAAGGUUCUUCUUUCAGUGAAACCACAAUAUGGAUUUGGGGAGAAGGGAAAGCCAGCAUUGGGUAAUGACGGUUCUGUGCCCCCAAAUGCCAACCUACAGAUCACUCUGGAACUGGUUUCCUGGAAAACUGUCUCUGAGGUGACUGAUGACAAAAAGGUUGUCAAGAAGAUCUUGAAGGAAGGAGAGGGAUAUGAGUGACCAAACGAGGGAGCUGUUGUCAGUGGUAGGUAUUGAAUUAUUACAAAGAAAAAAUGUAAUUUACC
Molecule: messenger RNA, 1089 nt
Organism: Rubroshorea leprosula
Lineage: Eukaryota; Viridiplantae; Streptophyta; Magnoliopsida; Malvales; Dipterocarpaceae
Source: the annotation of a GenBank genome assembly